This is a messenger RNA of Aspergillus aculeatinus CBS 121060, 302 nucleotides long. RefSeq lists its product as uncharacterized. The transcript is spliced from 2 exons. NCBI's taxonomy places the organism in Eukaryota, Fungi, Ascomycota, Eurotiomycetes, Eurotiales, Aspergillaceae. The annotation marks the transcript as partial. The record is from RefSeq and is a predicted model, not a curated record.
AUGUCUCGCGAACAAUUAAUCUGGGCCCAGGCAAUAUUCACGACCAUUGCGGUCUUCAUCUGGUGGGCUUUUGAUCCCAACAGCUGGAGCAAUUCAGUUCUAUCAUAUAUUAUCGAUAAAUACCUGCGGUGGCGUUACCCCGUCAGCUCCGUCAGCGGCAGAUCUCAGAUCCCCACGCGUCCUUACAAGUUUCCCGAUGGUGGCGGCAGUACCAAGUUCCUCGAUGGCGAGACUGUCUCGGGCGACUGGGAGAAGAAAUACGGGCCAAUCUACCGUAUCUGGACUGGACUUGUUCCAGAAAU